Messenger RNA from Alternaria viburni, 648 nucleotides. RefSeq lists its product as uncharacterized. Gene Ontology annotation, cellular component: membrane. Bases 1 to 648 code for a protein of 215 amino acids. Gene Ontology annotation, biological process: transmembrane transport. The record is from RefSeq and is a predicted model, not a curated record. Gene Ontology annotation, molecular function: transmembrane transporter activity. NCBI's taxonomy places the organism in Eukaryota, Fungi, Ascomycota, Dothideomycetes, Pleosporales, Pleosporaceae. The transcript has 2 exons.
AUGGUCGCACUCUCUUAUGGCGUUAUGAAUUCCAUUGAGCUCUUCUCCAGUCUGUAUUUCCAAGAAGUCCAACACGCCUCCAUGCUAGCAACAUCCCUCUACCUCCUCCCCAACCUCCUGGCCGGCGUCCUGAUCCAAAUAUCCGUCGGACUAUUCGUCCACCGCAUUCCUGCCCGCUGGCUCGUCGCCGGCUCCGCCUUAAUCUGCGCCAUCUCGCCCCUCCUAAUGGCCGUCGUGCCACCAGCAUGGAGCUACUGGAAACUCGCUUUCUGGGCGCAGAUAUUCGCCCCGUUCAGUGCCGAUGUCUUAUUCACCGUCGGUCUCAUCAUUGUGAGUGACAACUUCCCGGAGAAGACGCAGGCGCUGGCUGGUGCUGUGUUCAAUACUGUUGCGCAGUUUGGCAUGAGUUUGGGCAUGGGUAGUUGCCAGGUUGUUGCACUGGGGGUUCAGGCUAAGAGCGGGAGUACGGGUACUGGUGGCCAUGGUGAUGGUGAUGAUGGCGAGGCGUUUGAGGGACAGGACGAUGUUGCUGUUUUGAAGGGGUAUAGGGCGAGCUAUUGGCUUAUGUUCGGGUAUAUGGUCGUUUGUAUGAUGAUCGCUGUCGUGGGAUUGAGGAAGGCGGGUAGGGUCGGACUGAAGAGGGAGUAA